UGUUAGCGCUUUGUUUAGACAGGAGAAAUCCAGUUGCGGGAUUUCUGUAUGUGGAAUUUCCCAUAGGUUUCUCGAUUCAUAGAAGUGUACAUAUAUUUAAGUUUUUGUCGUUUGUUUUCUUGCCUUUUGUCUAGGGUCAAAGUCAGAGUGGUGGGCAUGGUCCUGGUGGUAGCAAGAAGGAUGACAAGGAUAAGAAAAAGAAAUAUGAACCUCCAGUUCCAACCAGAGUGGGGAAAAAGAAAAAGAAGACCAAGGGACCAGAUGCUGCCAGCAAACUCCCCCUGGUGACUCCUCACACACAGUGCAGACUCAAGCUGUUGAAAUUGGAGAGAAUUAAAGAUUACCUCUUAAUGGAGGAAGAGUUCAUCAGAAAUCAAGAGCAGAUGAAACCUUUGGAAGAAAAACAAGAGGAAGAAAGGUCCAAGGUGGAUGAUCUGAGAGGAACACCGAUGUCUGUGGGUACCUUGGAGGAGAUCAUUGAUGACAACCACGCCAUUGUGUCCACAUCAGUGGGAUCAGAGCACUAUGUCAGUAUUCUGUCUUUUGUGGACAAGGACCUGCUAGAGCCAGGCUGCUCUGUUUUGCUAAAUCAUAAGGUUCAUGCUGUGAUAGGAGUCUUGAUGGAUGACACAGACCCUUUAGUGACUGUGAUGAAAGUAGAGAAAGCUCCUCAAGAAACAUAUGCUGACAUUGGUGGCCUUGACAACCAAAUUCAAGAAAUCAAGGAGUCUGUGGAGCUUCCUCUCACCCACCCUGAAUAUUAUGAAGAGAUGGGUAUAAAGCCACCCAAAGGAGUCAUUCUGUAUGGCCCACCUGGCACAGGAAAAACUUUACUUGCCAAAGCAGUGGCAAACCAAACAUCAGCAACCUUCCUGAGAGUGGUUGGUUCAGAGCUCAUCCAGAAGUACCUGGGUGAUGGCCCGAAGCUCGUGCGUGAGCUGUUCCGCGUGGCUGAGGAGCAUGCCCCAUCCAUCGUCUUCAUUGAUGAGAUUGAUGCAAUCGGUACCAAGAGGUACAGUAUUACUGUCAGUCAAACUCUUCAGGUGUUCUUCCUGCUGUUUCCAAAAGCUGCAUGCAGAAAGCCUAAGACUGAACUUUUCUUUUGCACAGGACGUAUUGAUAGGAAAAUAGAGUUCCCUCUACCUGAUGAAAAGACAAAGAAACGAAUCUUUCAGAUUCACACAAGCAGGAUGACGUUGGCAGAUGAUGUGACUUUGGAUGAGCUGAUUAUGGCAAAAGAUGAUCUCAGUGGUGCGGAUAUUAAGGCAAUUUGUACAGAAGCUGGAUUGAUGGCUUUGAGGGAACGGAGAAUGAAAGUAACAAAUGAAGAUUUCAAAAAGUCUAAAGAGAACGUUCUCUAUAAAAAGCAAGAGGGAACCCCUGAGGGACUGUAUCUUUAAGUCACCUGUCUCUUUGGGAACUAUACAGAACUUUCUGUGUUGAUGAGAGUCUUGUGUAAAACCAGACAGCUAGUUCUCAUUCAUGAGCAGGUUAAAGCUGGUGGGUUGUGGGUUUUCAGCCAGUGUAACUCUUCCCAAUAAAACAUUUAUUUGAACUGUU
Messenger RNA from Cyanistes caeruleus (blue tit), 1560 nucleotides. The record is from RefSeq and is a predicted model, not a curated record. NCBI's taxonomy places the organism in Eukaryota, Metazoa, Chordata, Aves, Passeriformes, Paridae.